Argiope bruennichi is the source of this 4867-nucleotide messenger RNA. Its product is annotated as BAG family molecular chaperone regulator 2-like. Gene Ontology annotation, molecular function: protein-folding chaperone binding; adenyl-nucleotide exchange factor activity. The transcript has 3 exons. Bases 189 to 734 code for a protein of 181 amino acids. The record is from RefSeq and is a predicted model, not a curated record. Gene Ontology annotation, biological process: protein stabilization. NCBI's taxonomy places the organism in Eukaryota, Metazoa, Arthropoda, Arachnida, Araneae, Araneidae.
UAAAUACUGUGGAAAAACUUUCGUCAAACUAACUAAAAAAAAUUAGCUUGUCUUGAUAUUUCUUGGAGUAUUCAAUCCAUCAGAUAACAGAUAAGAUAUUUUAGGUUUUCCUAAGUUCAAGUUCAUCUGGAUCGGGAAGUCUAAUUUUAUUAGUAUAUUUCUCGUUUCCAUUAAAAAAUUGCUUCAUCAUGUCUUAUAAUAAUGCAAAUGGAAGCUACAAGCAGUUUCAUCGCUCAGAAUCAAUGCCAAGUACAAUUCAAAGGUUGGUUGAAAUGCUUGAUCAUGUUGAAGAACGUGUUGAAUUACUCAGAGAGCAUGCAUCAGCUUUGGAAAGUGAAAGGGAUGCUCUUUUACAGAUUAUAUCUACUGUUAAAUCCCAUAAAGAUCUGGAACAUAUAAGUGAGGGAGAAAAAGAAGAAAUUGAAAUCACAACUGAGAGACUACUUAACAGAACAUUAACUGUUGAAGUAAAUGUUAGCACACCGAGAAAUGAAUUUCAAGAGAAAGCCCUGAAUAAUGUCAACAAAUUGUAUGAUGAGUUAUUGGUUACUUUGAGAUCUGAUCUCAGUCAUUCAAAACAGAUUUUGCAACAAUAUAUUAAUGCUUGCCUGUCUGAUUGUAAAGGGUUAUUUAAUCAGAAGUUUCAAGCUGCUAUUUUAGAAUGUACAGCAGAUGACCAAAAACGAAUACGAAAGCGGCUUGAAGCCCUAAUGCAAUCUUUACCUAAUGUUUAAUGUUGUUAAGAGAAGUUAUUAUUAUUUUUUUUCUUUUAAUUGUCUGUCUGCUUCAUUUGCUGAAAAUAUUUACUCAUGCUCACCCUGCAAAGGCAUAAAAAGAAUCUUAAUAAUAUUCUUUUUCUUAAUUUAUAUACAUCAUUUUAAUAAAAAGGGAGGAUAAUGCUGCAUCAUAUUCAUUCAUUGCAGUAUUUGAACUAUUAAUAAGGUUUUGCGGUUUUAAAUACUUAUCUUUAUCUGUUUUUUUAGUUUUCAAUCAGAACUAUUCUGAUUUCUUUAAAUAUUUCUGAAAAUAUAUUUUAUAUUUGUUAUGAAAGAAUUUUUUUCUUUUUUUUUCUGUUUUUAGAAAAAAAAAACUUACGGAAAGUAAACUUUUUAGUGAAUUUUUAACCAUAAAACCUAAAUAAUAUUAAUUGUUAAAAUGUUAAGUAAUAUUUAACAAUAUUAAAUUAUAAAUAAUAUUUAUUGUAUUGUUAAGGUUUCAUGGUUUUAAAUUUCCAUCAUUAUCUGUUUGAUUUUCAAUCAGAGCUAUUCUAAUCUCUUAAUAUUUCCGAAAGUUUAUUUUACAUUAUUUGUUUGAAAGGAAUUUUUUUUCUUUCUGUUUUUUGAAAGAAGUAUUUAAAACUUCUAAAAAAAUGAGCUUUUUUUAGUAAAUUUUAACCAUAAAACCUAAAUUAUAUUUCCAGACCAUUGUUGUUUCCUUAUAAUAUCUUGUUGUGAAGUAAGUACAACUGAUGCAGUGCUCAAAAAUGAUGUGUGCAAAGACACUGCUUCUAGAAUGCUAUAAGUCAAAACCUUGUUUAUUCUUCUUCACUGUGUUUAAUUAAUUUUCUAUUUCAGAAUUUCAAAGCAGGUGUCUUGCACUGCACAUAAAUUUAUAGUUGAUGGAUUAAAUGCCAAAAUAUUAAUAAGAACUUUUCACUUGAUAGAGCUUUCUGAUGAUUUCCUACUUAAAACAAAUGUAAAAUUAUUUUUAUAUCGUAAAAGGAAGCAUUUUUUGACCGUAUUGUAUUUGGAGCUCGUUGACAUUUAAUAAUGCAUUGCCAAACAUCUCAUGAAAUUAGACUUUUAAAAUUCCCUAUUCACUAUAUAUCAUUCUUUUACCAAUAGAAAACUUAUUAUAAGAAUAUGUAAAAUUUUAUAUUCUGUGUCCAUCCGGAGAAAUUAGGAUGAGGUGAAUGUUCCAUCUCUAAUGCAUAUCGCACCAUUUCUGAUUUUUUUGCAUUUAUUGAGUGCCACUAUUCCUCUAACAUGAUUUGAUUGUAAAUUUUAUGCAUAAGCUAUACUGGCAUGUAUCAUAUCAUAUGUUAUCAUCUUUCAUCUGUUGUAAUAGUAAUUAUUGUGCGAGAAGAAUUUUAAAAAAAUUAAUUGCAUACUGUUAUAUUCCUUAUUAUUAAUUGCAAAUUAUUUUUUUAGUCUAUUAAAUUUCUAAUAAUUAAAUUUAAAAAAUGUGUUUACAACAAAAGAUAUGCUGUUGAGAGAAUGAAUUAUGAAAUUCACAGCUGAACCAUAAGAAGUUCAGCUGCGGAUUUUUGAAAUCUUGAAUUUUGAUCUUAUAAAAUAUUUUUUGAACAAGGAAGUAAAUAUAUUCUUAAUUUCAAAACAUUCAGUUAAAAGAAUAUUAUAGUACUAAAUAUGUUGUAUGGUGCUAUAUACUUCUGUGUUAUAAUAUAAAUAUUUUAAGUGCUAAGCUCUAUGACAUAAUGACUUAGUGAUACGAUUAUUAACAACUCAUUUCGAAUUGUUUUUUCAAGAUAUUAUAGACAGAAUUGGAAUGCUAUGUUUUUAUAAAAUUAAUUAUUGCAUUAUAAAGAGUUGUCUGGUAUGCAAAGGAAUGUAUUUGUUCGAUUUUAUAUUAGAAAUUGCUUUCUAAAAAGGAGAACUAGAUUCUUGAAAUGGUAAUCAAUUGCUAAUUGUGUUACUGUUUCCAAGAGGUAACUUCUUCAAAUUGUUAUUCAUAGUUGAGAAAUCAUCCCCAUCAUCUUACUGAAAGGUACUUAAGAAUGUUGAAGAAUCUUGAGAAAAAAAAAUAGGACUCUUAGAAUAACAUCAUAAAUCAAAUGUCUAUAACCUAAUGAUUAGAAAAAUAUGGUGAUGUAUGUGCACUUUUUUUAUAUAUAUAUAAAUAAUAUUUCUUGCUAGAAAGGCAAAAAGGUUGUUGUAAGAAAUUGAUUAAGAAGCUAUAUUUUUGCAAUUAAUAAAAAUAAAAAUAGUUAUUCUAAAUAGACUUAAAAUGAUAAAAUGUAUACUUUGUAAAUGAAAUUUAAUAAAACGUUUUUUAAAAAGAUCAUUUUAAAUAAGGAUAAGUCCCUUAAUUUUUUAAGCCAUGUGAGGAAACUGUAAAACUGUUUUAUAUACCAUCUUCUUGGGAUGAUGGUCCCAACAUUUUAAGUCUGAUUUUUUUAAAUUAAAAAAUUUUCUUUGAAGCCAAGCUUUAGUACCUGAACUUUUUAUUUUCAAAUCUGUGUUAGUUGAACUCAAUGACUUAUCUAUUCUAUGGAAAAUAUUAUUUUAUUACUCAAUUAUUAUAUUUGAAUUUUUAUUAUUAACAUACAAAAAUAUUUCAAAAUUUAUUUUGUAUUUCCAAUACUUCAACCAUACCAUACACAAAAUUUCAUUUUAGAGUUUGAUAACCUCUUAAUUAUUUCUGUAGUUUUGAAGAGGAAAAAACUGAUCAUUUCAAAUAAUAAUGCUUUAUCUUCUUGAUGAUCUUGUUAAAUUGAAGAGAAAACAGGAAAAAGCCACAUGUGGAAAUGCUUCUAUUUCAUUUAAAAAGCUUACUAGUGUAUAGUUUUUUUAAUCAAAUAAAAAUUAUGAAUUUUCAUCUAAUGUAUUUUUUAGACUUCAAAAUAAAUUAACUCAAAGUUAUCAUAAAAUUCCUCCCCAUCAAAUCUGUGUUCGAAAAUUUACAUUGCUUCAUCAUCAGAAUUUCUCUGUUCAUUAUUAUGAGAAAGAAAGAAGGGUUUUUGAUAAAGGUAGAUUGUGAACUGUGAUAUUUGUUUGUAUUUUGUCCUAUGUUCUUUUUUUAACAUCAAUUUACUAAAUUGUUGGUAUUUAUAGAGCAAUUUUAUUGAUUCAAUAGGCUGUGAUAUAGUUUUGAAUUAAUAUAUAUUUAUAUAGACUAACUGGGAUAUUUUCAAUUAUUCAUUAUUUUAUCUUAAACCAUCUUAUUUAAUAUGAAUAUUUAAAAAAAAUUAAGUAAUGCAAAAUGCUAUUACACAGUUUCCUACUUAUAUUUAUGAUUAUUUUUAAUAGCAUAACAGUCGAGUAGAUUCUAUUUAUAUGGUUAAUUAUUAUUGUUUUAUGACAUAAUUCUAUCCAAAAUGAUUUGUGUAAUUGAUGUUUAUUAUGAAUUGUUUUUAAACAUGAAAAUUAAAACAUAUUGUGCCUGCAUUAUAAUUUAAAACCAAAAGACAGGUUUAUUAUUGAAAUAUUUUUAACAAUUGUAUUAUUUUAAAAUGACAAAAAUAAAGAAAAUUAAGGUAUAAAAUUUAAAAAGAUUUUUGUUUUAACUUUAAUGAAUACACUGUAUUGAAAGGAAAUAUUCAAAAGAUCAAAGUCUAAAUAAUAGUUUUUGAGAACUAAAAAUCUAAAAGUUUCUGGGCAAAUUAUGAAAAUACUUUUUAUGUAUUACUUUUUACUUAAUUAACCGCUAAAGGGACAAUAGCUCGUAUUUAAGUUUUUCUUUAAAUCUUUUUAGUGGAAGGAAGAGAAGAAUAAAUUAUUGUGGGUUUUUGUAAUUCUCUGAAUUGCUCGUAAAUAAAUAAAUAGACAAGAUAACAAUGAUUUUUUUAACGUUAAAAAAUUCAGAAAACAGUUUCUGAAAAUUAUCUUUUUAUUUUAGAAAAGUCGACUUUCUUUUAUUUGUGAAACUUGAUUUUUUUACUCUCGGUUCUUAACUUCAAUUUACAAAUCAUUUUGUCAAUUAUAAAUGAUUGUGCCUUGAAAAUAUGGAGACUGAUUGACAUUUUGGAAAUAUAAAUUUGAUGUACUGUCAUUAAGAUAAAAUAUCAAAUUAUAGUUUUGUGGUAUUAUAUAAUAAGGAAACUUGCCAUGUUUCCAAACUGCCAUAAUCAACUUUUUUUUUUUUUUCAACUUUGUUUCAUAGUGUAAUAAAGUUAUUUUGUCUUUUA